This is a messenger RNA of Oikopleura dioica, 585 nucleotides long. NCBI's taxonomy places the organism in Eukaryota, Metazoa, Chordata, Appendicularia, Copelata, Oikopleuridae. The record is from the annotation of a GenBank genome assembly.
AUGAGCGAGGAACAGAGAGCUUCGCUGUUUCUCGGCGGGCGCUACUAUUCAAGCUAUUUCGACUUGACAUGCGCCCUUUCGCAGUUCUGUUGUUCCACCGAAAACCAACCCGUCCAGCUUCUCGAGCCGUGGGAAAUCAUCGGCGGCGCAGUUCCAAACAGAUAUGAAUAUUGCUGGGUCACGAGCGCCGAUACAACGUUUUGGAAAGAAAAGCCCCUUACAGUCGCCUUGACGCCCUUAUUGGUCGAAUACAACUGCGCAAAGUCUCAAUUCUGCAUCCCGGGAGAAAUUCCCAAACACGUUCUACCCGUUGAUGAAUUUAAUACAACAACUUUAACUAAUAACUGUCAAGCCGAUGUUCCAAUUUCCGGAUCAACGACCUCGCAACUGACAAAAAAGGAGCAAACGAUCAUUUUUAGCAUCUUGGGCGCCUUGUUUUUCCUCAUUCUUCUUUUCGUUCUCAGGAAAUCGAUCCGUUCAUGUUGCUGCAAUAGAAGUUGCAAUCCCGUCGUGGAGCGGGUCAAAUCAGCAUCAACAACGGCGAGUCAGCAAUCCGUGAAGACCCUUGAUCCGGAGUCCUUCUGA